GGUCGACCAACUUUUUUUUUUCUCCCCUGGACAAACCCGGAAGUAGUAUGUCGCUCUGUCUGGAAGCAGGAGAGCAACUCCGACAUCCGCAACCUUUCAGGUUUGUUGGAUAAAGUUGGCUUCCGCGUCUGAAAUCACCAUCUCCCCAGGUGUCAGUGUUGGUAAGGUCUGUGCAUGUGUGUGUGUAUGUAGUGAGUGUGUUUUGGGGUGAUGUACUGUACAUACCAGGAUCGGGAGGAGUUGGAGGAUGAUAUCUACCAAGACGACUCUGAGGACUCUGAGGGGUCCGAGGCCAACAGCGAGCUGGAGUUCCACCUCUAUAGCCAGCUCCACUACUCUUCUAAUGUUGGGGAGAUGGAGGAGCAGGAGGACGCAGGAGAGGAGGCGAAGGGCCAGGACAGCCAGCAGCUUGAGGUGGCUGAGAAGACUGCAGAUGCUGACAGAGAACAGGAAAAUACUGGUGAAAGUAGGCCCGUGUCACCCAGUUUGAGCCAGUUACUGCAACACCUGAAGAAGAAGAAGAAGAAGAAGGAAGAGAAGCGAGAUAAACAGGAGAAGGGAAAAAGUAACCCGAAAGUCCGGAUAUCGUCGUCAUCGCUUUAUGAGGAGGUCAUCGUGAUUGACUCCAGCCCCGAUGUCAUCUCCAUCUCUGAGGAUGACACUGCCGAUGAUGAUGAUGAAGGGGUCUGUGCCUUAAAGGGUAAAGGCUUCCAGCGGCUGCAGACUUCCACCCCGGCCCAACAGAGAACCCAGAAACAGAAGAGGAGUCUCAGUGUGCCGGUGACUGUGGACUCGAGCAGCUCAGAAUCUGACUCGGAGGAAUCCGAAUCAAAGUCUGAGAUUGAAUCUGCAUCUGAAUCGUCUGAUUCCUUUGAUUCUUCUGAUUCGGAUGGUCUGGAGAACUGGAUGAUCCUGGGUCCAGGGAACCAGGAUGGAGACCAGACCAUAUCACUCAACCUGGAGGGAGGGUCCGACAGCAAUGCAGGAGAAUGGGAGCAGUGA
Molecule: messenger RNA, 1002 nt
Organism: Micropterus dolomieu (smallmouth bass)
Lineage: Eukaryota; Metazoa; Chordata; Actinopteri; Centrarchiformes; Centrarchidae
Product: zinc finger CCHC domain-containing protein 7-like
Exons: 4
Coding region: 211-1002 (263 amino acids)
Source: RefSeq, a predicted model, not a curated record